Paramuricea clavata is the source of this 273-nucleotide messenger RNA. Lineage: Eukaryota; Metazoa; Cnidaria; Anthozoa; Malacalcyonacea; Plexauridae. The record is from the annotation of a GenBank genome assembly.
AUUGUAAUACCCGUAGCUCGUGUUGUCAUUACAAACAGAAAAAAUUAUUCUGAUGCGAAUGGCUUGCUGGAUUUUGAAAUCAAGAUUGGAAACAGUUUGGCGAACGAAGGGCGAAAUAACACAAAAUGUGGAGAUCGACAUUCAGUACCACAUGCAGAAAAGAAGGAAAUUUCCUGUUCACCACCGUUGACUGGAAGUUAUCUUGUCAUUCAAUCAUUCUCUUCUAAAGUUUUAGUCAUCAUCGAAGUCGAAGUAUUUGCUGCUGCAUCAUAA